AUGAAGUUCACCUUGGGCCUGGGGUCGCGGGCCUGGAGAGUGUCCUGGGAGCGGGCGGCGGCGGCUGCGGCGGCGGGCCCUGGGGCGGGCGGCGCGCUGGGCAGCGGCUCACUGCGCGUCUCCUGCCGCCGCGGCCCUCGGCUCGCGCGCGCCCUCCCUCUAUGCCUCUCCGGCGGUGGCGGCGCCCGAGCUCUCCCGGACUUCGCCGGGCCCAGCCCCCGCCGCUCCGGCGCCAGGCAGCUGGCCGGCCCGCGCGCGAUGGAGCAGACGUACGGCGAAGUGAACCAGCUUGGUGGUGUGUUCGUCAACGGCCGUCCCCUGCCCAACGCCAUCCGCCUACGCAUCGUGGAGCUAGCACAGCUGGGUAUCCGACCCUGUGACAUCAGUAGGCAACUGCGGGUCUCUCACGGCUGCGUGAGCAAAAUCCUGGCGCGCUACAACGAGACCGGUUCCAUCCUGCCCGGGGCCAUUGGGGGCAGCAAACCUCGAGUCACCACCCCCAAUGUAGUGAAGCACAUCCGGGACUACAAACAGGGCGAUCCUGGCAUCUUUGCCUGGGAGAUCCGUGACCGACUACUGGCUGACGGCGUCUGUGACAAGUACAACGUGCCCUCUGUGAGCUCCAUCAGUCGCAUCCUGCGAAAUAAGAUUGGCAGCCUAGCGCAGCCAGGGCCAUACGAAGCAAGUAAGCAGGCGCCGCCUCAGCCUGCGCUGCCCUACAAUCAUAUCUACCAGUACCCCUACCCCAGCCCAGUGUCACCCACAGGCACUAAGAUGGGCAGUCAUCCCGGGGUCCCCGGCUCGGCGGGCCAUGUCAGUAUCCCGCGUUCAUGGCCCUCUGCACAUUCAGUCAGCAACAUCCUGGGCAUCCGGACGUUUAUGGAACAAACAGGGGCCCUGGCCGGGAGCGAAGGCGCUGCCUACUCCCCCAAGAUGGAAGACUGGGCGGGUGUAAACCGUGCCACCUUCUCCACCUCGCCAGCAGUGAAUGGACUCGAGAAACCGAACUUGGAGGCAGACAUUAAAUAUACUCAGUCAGCUUCCAGCCUCUCCGCAGUGGGCGGCUUCCUUCCUGCCUGCGCCUACCCGGCUUCCAACCAGCACGGAGUAUACAGCGCUCCAGCAGCCGGCUACCUAUCUCCCGGCCCGCCCUGGCCACCAGCCCAGGCACCCCCGCUGGCUCCCCACGGAGCUGGUGUGGCGGUGCACAGCGGGGAGCUUGCAGCGGCAAUGACCUUCAAACACCCCAGCCGAGAAGGGACCGACAGGAAGCCCCCCAGCCCGGGAGGCAAGGGCACGGACGCACUCGGUAGCUUACACGGACUGCCCAUCCCGGCCUCGACCUCCUAG
Molecule: messenger RNA, 1350 nt
Organism: Apodemus sylvaticus (European woodmouse)
Lineage: Eukaryota; Metazoa; Chordata; Mammalia; Rodentia; Muridae
Gene: Pax1
Product: paired box 1
Exons: 5
Coding region: 1-1350 (449 amino acids)
Biological process (GO): regulation of transcription by RNA polymerase II; anatomical structure development
Molecular function (GO): RNA polymerase II cis-regulatory region sequence-specific DNA binding; DNA-binding transcription factor activity, RNA polymerase II-specific
Source: RefSeq, a predicted model, not a curated record